AUGGGGAAGUUUCAUAAUCGUCUGUACAAAACUGACCGUGCGCGGGAUUUCGAUCAUGAACAGGAUCGAUAUGUGCGCAUGCGACAGAUCUAUGAAACCAUCGACCGGCAGGGAUACCAAUGGGUGGUUGUUUUUGUGGCCGGUCUGGGUUUCUUCCUCGAUGGAUACACUCUCUUCGCCAGUAACAUGGCCCUCCCGAUGAUCUCCUACGUCUACUGGAGAGAUGAAGUUUCCUCGAUCCGUCUGACCUGCAUCAAUAUCGCGACGUUGGCGGGCACCCUGCUGGGAAUGGUCAUGUUCGGGUUUCUGGCCGACAAGUACGGCCGCAAGAAGAUGUACGGUGCCGAACUGGUACUCUUGAUCACCGCUACAUUGGGCGUGGUCAUGUCGUCCACCGGCGAAGACGGGAGUAUGAAUAUCUAUGCCUGGUUAAUUUGGUGGAGAGUCUGCGUCGGUAUCGGCGUGGGUGCCGAUUACCCAUUGAGUGCUGUGAUCACCUCCGAGUUUGCUCCGACAAAGCACCGCGCCCGUAUGAUGGCCAGCGUCUUCUUCAUGCAACCUCUCGGGCAAAUCGCCGGAAAUGUGGUUUCGCUGAUCGUCAUCGCCGUUGCUCGAGGCAGUGGCGGCGAUAACAUCACCAGUACCAUGGACAGCGCAUGGCGCUGGGUACUCGGCAUCGGAGUCGUUCCCGGUGCUAUUGCAACCGUCUUCCGUUUCGCCAUUCCUGAGAGCCCGCGUUACCUUGUCGACAUUGAAGAUGACCCUGUUACCGCCGAGUUCGACGCCACGACCCUGUUCAGCGAGCCCCCCAUCCCCAUGAGUCCUGGGUUUAACGAAACCGGUAGCUUCACUACCGUUACCGUCGGUAGUGGCAUUCAGUUGCCCCCGAUGUCCUCUCUUACGAGUGCUUCUAUCCAUGAAGACGAGGAGUAUACUACUCCCGUGCCACCCGCCACCCUCAACUCCCACUGGCGUCUUGCCCGCGCCGAUAUCAUCAGAUACUUCUGGACGGAAGGUAACUGGCGCACACUGGCUGGCACCUCGAUCGCGUGGUUACUGCUUGAUUUCGGGUUUUAUGGUAUCGGUCUCUCGAGUCCGCAGUUCCUUGCUAAAACCUGGGGUGCACUGCACAUUACGAAAUCAGAGCCGAACUGGAUGACCGACAGCCGACCCGGUGCAAGUGUCUACGACAUGUUCUUCCAGACCUCUGUUCGCGGUCUGAUUGUCCUGAACAUCGGCAGCUUCGUCGGCGGUCUCCUUCUCAUUCUUUUCGCCCACCGCAUCGAUCGCGUUGCCCUGCAGAAAUACAUGUUCCUCGCCUUGGCUGCUCUCUUUAUCGCCCUCGGCUGCAUGUUCAUCACACUCGUAUCCAGCCCUCCGGCUGUCGUGGCCUUGUAUAUCCUCGGCCAGAUCCUCUUCAACUUCGGUCCCAACGCAACAACCUACAUGAUCCCGGCCGAGGUCUUCCCCACUCGCUACAGAGGCACCUGCCACGGCAUCAGCGCCGGAGCUGGCAAACUAGGCUCGAUUCUCGUUCAAAUCUUCUCAACAUACUAUCGCUUCGGCACAGGCCUCGGCAGCGUAUCAACCCUCCACCACGGAAUUAUUCUUUUUGUUUUCAGCGCCUGUAUGAUCAUAGGCGCUGCUGUCACUCAUUUCUGGAUCCCGCCCCUUUCACAACGAAAGGGUCGCAAUCUGAUCUGGGGAGGAAAACCUUACACCCUUGAGACAUUGGCCCUCGGCCGGAUGGGCCACAAGAGUCGCGAUGCGGGCCUCAGGAAGAGGUCAUCCAGGCAGCGUGCUAUGUCCUUUAAUGGAUAG
Penicillium cinerascens is the source of this 1821-nucleotide messenger RNA. Its product is annotated as phosphate transporter. The record is from RefSeq and is a predicted model, not a curated record. Gene Ontology annotation, molecular function: transmembrane transporter activity. The transcript is spliced from 5 exons. Gene Ontology annotation, biological process: transmembrane transport. The coding region runs from base 1 to 1821 and encodes 606 amino acids. NCBI's taxonomy places the organism in Eukaryota, Fungi, Ascomycota, Eurotiomycetes, Eurotiales, Aspergillaceae.